AUGAGCGAUGCGCCUGGCGCCGUCGCCAAGAAGGUCGAGGGUUCCAGCAGCAAGGCUGUCGAGGGCAGGAAGAAGUUCGAGGUCAAGAAGUGGAAUGCCGUUGCUCUUUGGGCUUGGGACAUUGUCGUCGACAACUGCGCCAUUUGCCGAAACCACAUCAUGGACCUUUGCAUUGAAUGCCAGGCCAACCAGGCGUCUGCCACUAGCGAGGAGUGCACUGUGGCAUGGGGUAUUUGCAACCAUGCUUUCCAUUUCCACUGCAUUUCACGAUGGCUAAAGGCCCGAUCUGUUUGCCCAUUGGACAACAGAGACUGGGAGUUCCAGAAGUACGGACGAUGA
This is a messenger RNA of Fusarium vanettenii 77-13-4, 339 nucleotides long. RefSeq lists its product as uncharacterized. The record is from RefSeq and is a predicted model, not a curated record. Gene Ontology annotation, biological process: protein ubiquitination; ubiquitin-dependent protein catabolic process. Bases 1 to 339 code for a protein of 112 amino acids. Lineage: Eukaryota; Fungi; Ascomycota; Sordariomycetes; Hypocreales; Nectriaceae. Gene Ontology annotation, cellular component: nucleus; cullin-RING ubiquitin ligase complex. The transcript is spliced from 4 exons. Gene Ontology annotation, molecular function: zinc ion binding; ubiquitin protein ligase activity; cullin family protein binding.